CGAUCAGUCAUAGAAGGGUACACGUGAAAUGACGGUGAAUAAAGUAUUAGUAGGUAACGACCAAAUGUCCGAAGAGAUUGCUACAAAAAGAGAUGAGUCUGCCGCCGAUCGUGUCACCGAUGGUGUUGCAGGGACUCCUAAAGAGGCGGCCCUUAGAGCUUUAAUGGAAAGAACGAAAUACCCGAUAAAACAAUGUAAUGGUCAAAGACGCUACGGUCCUCCUCCAGGCUGGGAUCGACCGGCGCCUCCACGAGGAUGCGAGGUCUUUGUUGGGAAAGUUCCUCGAGAUCUCUAUGAAGAUGAGCUCGUGCCGGUAUUUGAGAAACUAGGAAAGAUUUACGAAAUCCGCCUUAUGAUGGAUUUCAACGGACAAAAUCGCGGCUAUGCUUUCGUUGUUUACACAAAUCGAGAAGACGCCAAGAAAUGUAUCAAGACGAUGAACAAUUAUGAAAUAAGAAAGGGGAAAUGUGUUGGAGUAUGUUCUUCUGUUGAUAAUUGUAGAUUAUUUGUCGGUGGUAUUCCUAAGAAAGUAAAGAAGGACGAGAUUUUUGCUGAAGUGUCCAAAGUCACCGAGUGUGUCGUUGAUGUUAUAGUGUAUCCAUCAGCACAGGACAAAACCAAGAAUCGUGGCUUUGCUUUUGUGGAGUAUUCAAGCCAUCGGGACGCUGCCAUGGCAAGAAGAAAGUUAAUGAGUGGAAAAAUACAAUUGUGGGGACAUCAAAUCGCUGUGGAUUGGGCUGAGCCGGAGCAAGAAGUCGAUCAAGAUAUAAUGGACCAGGUGAAGGUCUUGUACGCCAGAAACCUUCUUUUAAGCACCACAGAGGAAACAAUUGAAGAGGCUUUCAGUAAGUUCGGCGAAGUAGAACGAGUGAAAAAGAUCAAAGACUACUGCUUUAUUCACUUCAGAACGAGAGAGCAAGCAAGAGAAGCUUUGGAGGAAAUGAACGGUAGUAAACUUGAUGGAAAUGAAAUUGAAGUAACAUUAGCAAAACCAGUCGACAAGGACCACCGUCAAGCAAAGCUUGCUGCAAAGGCAAUGAUGUCAGCAUAUAAUUACAUGCCUUAUGAUUAUUCGCCAGCUUUUGUGUAUCCAUACAGUAAUCCUUAUAUGGCAAUCCCUCCGCAUAACCAGAUGACCAAUGGAGUUGGAAGAGCAGCAGCUGCAACAGGGUACAGUCCAGGAAGAUCAAGGGGGCGGGGACGCACUGCAGCUGGUAGUCGAUCAGCAGGAAAUAAAUACUACUUUCCAGGAAGUCCACUAAUGUUUAAAGGGUAUUAUGGUGGCCCCCCUGGACGAGUUGGUUACUAUGGUGAUGGGGCAAGAAAAGGACAGGGACAAGAGGAACCAAUGUAUGACCUUCUUCCUGGGAUGGAAUUGACACCAACAAAUCCUUUAACAUUGAAACCUAAUGCUCUCAAGUCUCCAGCACAGAUAUUAGAAGAUCUUUGCCAGAAGAACCAAUGGGGAGCCCCAGUAUAUACACUACAUAGUACACUAGGACCACAAGACAUGCAGCUCUUCUUGUAUAAAAUUUCAAUUCCAAGUYUGAAUUCAACGUACCAACCGUCGAAAUUAUGUCGUAACGUCGACGAUGCCAAGAACUACGCAGCUGAUUACGCAUUACAGCAGCUUAGCGUUCCGUUAGAUGCCCAGGACCUCCCGGUCACUACUGUAGCCCAGGUCCCUACUUCAGUAGCAUACCAAGCCCGACCUAUGGCGCCAGGCCAGGCCUACAGUAUCCACAAUAGUGUACGACCAAUGACAGACACUAAUUCUUACACAUCAGGAUUUGUACCGAUGACUCAAGCACCUACAAGUCCGGGGGGUGCAGUUGUAGCAAAAAUGUGGCCAGGAGGGGUACCUCCAAACCAAGAUGGUAAUGUUUAUAGUAAUUACGAUGGCUACCCUGAGGGGUACCCUCAGAAUGUAUAUCAAUAUUAAUGAAUAUUAGACGAUAUUAGAGUAUUGUUUCAGAUAGGAGUAUYCGAUAGUAUAAUAGUUUAUAGCAUGUUUUAACCUUUCUCAAAGGUUUCARAAGUAAAGCUUAGAAGAUCGAAAGUACUUCGAAUGUUGAACUUUGAUCUCUUGAGAUCCUAGAUGUAGAGUUUCUAUGUUUUAGGGUGGGGAGGGUAAGUAAGUUACGUUUUGUCUCAUUUUGAAACAGGGAGGGGAGGGAUAGUAUUGAAUGUUCUUUAGMAUGUUUUAGUAUUGAAAACCUAGUGUGGAUUUUUUCCAUUUUAGUAUAGUUUAUCGCAUAGAAAAUCGUUGCAAAACGAGAAAAAUAUGAUGAAGAUUGUUUUCACUAAUGGACAGUUCAUAAAUGAAUACCAUUCCUACUCGUCUACAGUAUUAUGCCCGUCAUAUUUUGUCUUAGAAAACAAUGCRAGAACAAGAAAGAAUCCAAGGAACAAAAGAUAUUGUUAAUUCUGAAUGGAUUAUCAUUCCAUUCCAUGUCUAAAUGGGAAAGAAAAUUGAAUUACUGAGAAAAAUUGCGAAAGCGCUAUUUAUAAGACCAUUUACAGACAUACAUGCACACAGUCGUUAACAAUGUAUUUUAUUCAAACGUCCGACAGCAGGGACAUUUGGCCAAUGUACGAAUUGAAAACUACGAGGAAAAGAGAGAAAAAAUAUUGGUUUGUAAAAUGUGUCGUUAGAAAAAAGCUAUUUAUAGUGAUGUUUUUACGCUGCGGUUGUCAUUGCAUGAAAAAAAUACAAUUAAAUUCCAACUGUAUAUAGUCCUUGACUGAAGAAUAGUCACGUGAUUCAUCGUGACGUAAUCAACCACGUGACUGACUCACAGACCACGUGACAAGCAUACAACUGCAGCAUUUUUACAACAUUCACUUCUGUUUAUAAGUGUUAAUGAAUUCACGGUGUAUUCACUAAUGUUGUCAAGUUGCACYAUGUGUGGCUUGCUACAGGAAGGCGUUUCUCUUAUUUCGUAACACAAGCACAACCCAUUCUUUGUAAAUAUAUUUUUCGUUGUCUAGUUUUAGUUUAACUGUGCACACGAGCUGUCAUGGCCGUGUUUUGCAGUGAAUCUAUGCACUUUUAAAAUUUCAUAAUCUGGACUUUAUUGCCGUAAUGUUCACAUGUUAUUACCCAGAGGCCUUUGUAAAAACAAAUCAAUCAAAACGAAAUGCAMAAAGAAGUAUCGACAGAAAAUGCCGCUUUUUACGAUAUUUUUUCCAAAAGAGGCRAAGUUACUUUGGGUAAUAGAAGUGAGUUAUCUUCUAAUAUGAAUGCACUGAAACAUUAUUUUAGUUUAUCAAGUUUUAAAACAGAGAAUUUAAAGAUUUUCAAAGUUAUCAAACAAAGGAAAUAUAUAUUUGUUUUAUGGAAACAGCAAAAAUACUUUGAAUUUAUCCGGUGCCAAAGACAGGUGUGAUUGAAGAGUAAAUUGGAUCAAAUUGAUCUUGAUUAGGUCGCUGAACAACAAUAAGACAGAAAGCUAUUAAAACAAUAAACAAUCCACGAUAAACUCGAUGAUAUCUUUCCUGAAGUCUCUUAAGACUUAAGCUUAUCUGCUGUCUUUAUUUUUCAAAAGCUUGAAUUGAGUGGCAGUCUUUUAUCUUUAAAGAUAACCUUUAAAAUUCAAAAAAAUUGUCUUCUUUAUGCAAUGACUAUUAAAGGAGUCGACAUUGCUUAAAAACAGGAAWGUUUUCRUUGAGCAUAUCGUGGAUUUGAGGUAUUGAAGCGAAGUUAGGAGAGAGACAACCAGCUUAAGGUUUUCGAUGUGGCGUCUACAAAUCCAUGCAUUUCAUUGAAAUAUAGUAAUCUUAGAGUUCGAUAAUUACGUGUUUUUGUGAUAUUGAGUAAUUACAGUUAAUGUUAGUAGACAAUAGAUUAUAAUCGUUAUAAAACAUAAAAUUCAAAAUUGAUAAGCUUAAUUGA
This is a messenger RNA of Exaiptasia diaphana, 3895 nucleotides long. RefSeq names its product APOBEC1 complementation factor. The transcript has 8 exons. Gene Ontology annotation, cellular component: nucleus. Lineage: Eukaryota; Metazoa; Cnidaria; Anthozoa; Actiniaria; Aiptasiidae. Bases 29 to 1942 code for a protein of 637 amino acids. The record is from RefSeq and is a predicted model, not a curated record. Gene Ontology annotation, molecular function: mRNA binding.